Molecule: messenger RNA, 1632 nt
Organism: Punctularia strigosozonata HHB-11173 SS5
Lineage: Eukaryota; Fungi; Basidiomycota; Agaricomycetes; Corticiales; Punctulariaceae
Exons: 5
Source: RefSeq, a predicted model, not a curated record
GAAGAUACUUGCGAAGGUCCUCUGAAGGUUCCCAACUCCGUACUGGACGGCUGCGAGGCAUCGUUCAAGGCAGCGGAUGAACAACGGGAGAAAGCGAGCACCCGGUUCUUCGACGAUACGGGGCUCAUGGCGCUCAUGUGCCGCCAUGACCGUGUGCUAUGGCUUGCCAACAUGACGAGUGCGGGAGAGCGACAGCAUUAUGCAAUCGCUCUUCUGGACCAAUUCUUCCGUCAUAUACCGUCCUACAUGCGCGUGGGAGUACUCUACGAUAUCGGAUGCCAGUUGGAUCGCAGCUGCUGGCAUUGGAAUUUGCUGCCAGAAUUCCGCAAACGCAUCACGUUCGGAAUCUCUGUCUUCCACGCCUACGGUCAUCAAUGGCCGUGCCAGGUCAUCUACCACCCUUGCAAGUGCAAUUGUUUUGGACUGUCGGAUGGAGAAAGCUGCGAGAGGUUUUGGAGUGCAAUCGAUCAUUUAGUCGCAGUGCUUCGCGUGAGCGGGUUUCAUCAAAGGUUGUAUGUCAUCGACACGCAAAUACAUCAUCUCGAUGCAGUUCAGCGGCGUAGCCUCGGAGAUUGGCUAGCUAAUAAAUAUUUUGCUUGCCGCUCUCGCGCAAUCGUGGCUGAACGAGGUCUCGUCAAGUGUGGGAAGUCGAUGGCGACGCUACGGAAGGAAUGGGACGCGCAGAAAGCCGCACAGACGCGGUGGCAAUCCAAAGAUGCUGGGGCAAAAGCGAUAGAGUCGAUCUUGCUCCUUCAAGAACAGCUGCGCAUAUUUGAGAGCACCAUAGCCGACAUUGAGCGGAAGAUCAUGGAUGGGCGAGGCAACACCGAUUUGAUAUCGUACCGUGAGGACCUAAUCGAGGACAGGAAACAAGCAACACGGAAGAAGCAAGUGCUAGAGGCAGCGCUGGACCUUCGAUCACGCCAAAAGCUCGAAUCACUUCGAGACAGCAAAUAUCUGACGCAUCGUAUGAAUGCGUUAGCCCUCAAAACUCGGAUACGAAAUUCUUUGUGCCGGCGUAAGUUCGAGUUAACCCAGGUAGAGAGGUCCUUCAGGUCACAUUCGUCAAACAAAAAGCUUGCCGAUCAUGCAAAGCUCGCGGUUCAUAGGCGGGAGCCAGGAAUUCAAAGCCAAGCUCGCAAAUAUAACAAGCUCUGCGAGGAAAUGGCGGAGCUCAUCCGGAAGAAACAAGCGCCGACGAGAGCGGUGCCUCCCACACCGAUCAACAUGGAGGCGCUCUGGAGUCUCGACGUAGACGACAGCAUCUGGCAGGACACGGGUCUCAUUGAUCAGGAAUGGGAAGGCGUCACGCCACCGAAAUGGCUUGCUGAUGAGAAGGUCAAAGAAGGCAUCCGGCAUAUGCUCGAAGCCGACAGGUGCAAAGAGGAAGCAGCUCGCAUAUCAAGAGAGCGAGAGACAAUGCAGUGUUGGCUGCGAGACGAAUGGGCGGCCGUGAACUUCGCUCUCAUUCAACCUGGCGUCAAUCGUGGCCUAGUGCAUCAGCUAACGGUACAUCGAGAGGAGCUUUUGUCGUUGGCGGUGACGUGGCGAAGGGAUGUAGCAGGAAUACCUGCAUUGGUCGACUUGGGGGAUUCUUGGGGGCCGACCGAGGAGGAUAUGCGUGCGGCUAUG